Messenger RNA from Pterocles gutturalis (yellow-throated sandgrouse), 1329 nucleotides. RefSeq names its product TBC1 domain family, member 13 (gene TBC1D13). Gene Ontology annotation, biological process: intracellular protein transport; activation of GTPase activity. NCBI's taxonomy places the organism in Eukaryota, Metazoa, Chordata, Aves, Pterocliformes, Pteroclidae. The transcript is spliced from 10 exons. Gene Ontology annotation, molecular function: GTPase activator activity. The annotation marks the transcript as partial. The record is from RefSeq and is a predicted model, not a curated record.
UGAUUGCUGUGCCUCCUGUUCCGCAGGAAUUCCCUUUGAUGGUGGGCUGCGCUGCCUGUGCUGGAAGAUACUCCUGAACUACCUCCCUUUAGAGAAAGCCUUAUGGAGCUCGCUGCUGAAGAAACAGAGGGAUCUGUACUCCCAGUUCCUAAAAGAAAUGAUUAUCCAGCCUGGGAUUGCCAAAGCCAACCUGGGUGUUUCAAGAGAAGAUGUGACCUUAGAAGAUCAUCCUCUCAAUCCAAACCCAGACAGUCGAUGGAAUACUUACUUCAAGGAUAAUGAAGUGCUUCUCCAGAUAGACAAAGAUGUCAGGAGGCUGUACCCUGACAUGGCAUUCUUCCAGCGCCCAACGGACUACCCCUGCCUUUUAAUCUUGGACCCCCAAAAUGAGUUUGAGACACUACGCAAGCGGGUGGAGCAGACCACACUCAAGUCACAGACAGUGGCGCGGAACCGCAGCGGGGUCACAAAUGUGAGCUCCCCUCUUAAAACAACGUCUAACUCUCUGAGCGAGUAUGAAGUCCUGCCCAAUGGCUGUGAAGCUCACUGGGAAGUGGUGGAGCGAAUCCUGUUCAUCUACGCCAAGCUGAACCCCGGCAUAGCGUACGUCCAGGGGAUGAAUGAAAUUGUGGGGCCUCUCUACUACACCUUUGCGACAGAUCCUAACAGUGAGUGGAAAGAACAUGCUGAAGCAGACACGUUUUUCUGCUUUACCAAUCUAAUGGCUGAAAUUCGGGACAACUUCAUUAAGAGCCUGGAUGAUUCUCAGUGUGGUAUUACCUAUAAAAUGGAGAAAGUCUACUCCACCCUGAAGGAAAAAGAUGUGGAGCUGUAUUUGAAACUGCAAGAACAGAACAUCAAGCCCCAGUUCUUUGCCUUCCGCUGGCUGACGCUGCUCUUGUCCCAAGAGUUCCUGCUGCCGGACGUCAUCCGAAUCUGGGACUCCCUCUUUGCUGAUGAUAAGCGCUUUGAUUUUCUUCUGCUCGUCUGUUGUGCCAUGUUGACACUAAUCCGGGAUCAGUUGCUGGAAGGAGACUUCACUCUGAACAUGAGGCUGCUACAGGAUUAUCCUAUCUCUGAUGUUCAUCUGAUUUUGAAGAAGGCAAAGGAACUUCAAGAUUCAAAAUAGUCCAUGAGCCUAACAAAAGGGGAAAGAGAAACCGUGCAGCAGCAGAUCCCAGGACAUGCCUGCAUGCAGUGUGGUGCAUUAAACUCCUAGUGAUCUCUGCAGGACUUCAGGUUUUGUGUUUGGGCUACUGGCCACCUUGAAGACUUCCUUCUACUCUAUUUAUUAGGUCAAGGACUGAUUACUUCCCAUCUACUUGGGUC